AUCGACGCUUCCCUCCUGCCGAAUGAACCCACAUCAGCAGCAUCGCGGAGCUACGUUCCAGCAAGUCUUCCAGUGCUUGAGUCGUGAAGGCUGGUUCUCUCAAUGGGGCAUGUCCGGCAUGAGCUACUUCAAGCCAGGCACAGUGGUUGGCACGGCUGUGUUCAACCAGAACGUCUUCGUUGGCGAAGCGAACGUCGAAAUGUACUGGCGCCACUCAGGAGACUGGCAACGUGUGGAGCGCAUGAUCUUCCAGGCCCAACUGAACAACCACAUGCACCAGAACCAGCUGAACCAACAACGACAGCACCACCACAUGCAACAGCACAUGGCGGCGGCCGCGGCCGCCGUUAUGCCCCGCGGCAUUCCCAUGCCUGAACCUCCGACACCGUCGUCGUCCACGUCACUUCCGUCUGCCGCAGAACUAUUGGACCAGCGCAACCGAUCGCUGAAUUACCCGUUGGACAUGCUUUGCGACAUCCUCGCUGUCGACAGGGACACCGCGACUCCCAACGGUCCUACAACGGCUACGCCACGGCAAACUAGACAGCAACAACAACAGCACCUUCAUGAGCACCUGCAUCACCACCUUCCCGGGAUGCAUCAUCCCAUGGGAGACCCCUCUCGCUUUCCCAUGUUAGAUCCAUCGCAUCCAUCGUCGAUUCUGUUUCCUCAAUCGACCACCCUGCCACCAACGUCCUCCACCAUGCACUUGCUCCCAUCAUCACCAUCAUCACCACCGCCCCCCCUUCCUUCUUCAGGUGACCUGGACCUCGUCGACCACCCCCCGAUAUCGUCAACCACUCCCUCUUCAGACACAGUAAUACCAUCUGCCACCCCCAAACCACCAACUCGACCGAAAAAGCGAAGUCGCAACCUGUACAUUCGCCUAGAUCAAAUGAAAACUGUGCUGCGAAAGCACGGGUGGAAGUGGGUAGAGGGGCCAAAGGGGUUCAUCUACUGCAAGCCCCACGUCCAAGUGACUGGUCGGGGCAAGUCGAUGACUGGCAAAGACGGCGUCGACUUCUUUUCUGGCCGAGGGCCGUUUGAAACGUACGUCCGCAGCCAGAAGAGUUUGAUGGAGCUCAUCCAGAACGACCUCAAAGACAAGCACGACGGCGCCAUCUUCUCCAUGGACAUCCCGCCCGAAGACCAGCUGUGUGCGCCGACGUACAAGGAACGCGCGGAACUCGCCCGAAGAAAGCAAAUGAAAGAAAAACGCAUGGCGGCUUUGACGUUGCGACGAAGUCUCCAAGUGGCCGCUGCGGCGACGACGACGACGCCUAGUAGUAAUAGUACUACUACUAGUAGUAGUGCUGCGGCGACGACGACACCUAGUAGUAGUACUGCUGUUACUGUGGUGGCGGCUGCUCCUAGCCAAGGGACCAGUGCCGAAGCCGGCGAUAUCGACACGGAUGUGUUCGACGUGGUUGCCACUACUGCUGCUACUGCGAUCGAAACGGAGACCCCAGCGACGACGGACACCACCUUAGCAAGUGAAGGACAUCAAGACCAAGAAAGGAAUACUAGUAGCGAAGACGGGGUUCCGCCGUCAAAUCCAGUCGAGUUGGGUAGUAGUACUAGUAGUAGCGUCGUCUCCACCACCGUCUUGUAACAUGAAGAACUAGUAAUGAUCAAAUCCUUGG
Messenger RNA from Aphanomyces astaci, 1643 nucleotides. RefSeq lists its product as hypothetical. The transcript has a single exon. Lineage: Eukaryota; Oomycota; Saprolegniomycetes; Saprolegniales; Verrucalvaceae. The coding region runs from base 23 to 1612 and encodes 529 amino acids. The record is from RefSeq and is a predicted model, not a curated record.